AUGGAGCAGAACGCUCUCUACCAAGCCGCCAUUGGGUGGCACCGUGCCUUUGAGGACCGACCGCCCAACGCCCAUCUCUGCUGCCCCAAAAUCGACGAAGAUGAUGCUGCCAAUUACGACGAGCCCGAUGUUCCUGACGAAGGGGGAGUCUCAGCCGAAGAGAAAAAGCGCAGGAUCGAAGAAUACGAAGGCAGAUUUCAAAACACCUAUGACCUCAGCAUUUUGAUGGGCCUCGGUAGGGAAAUUGCCGGGGAGUGGCUGGACAACUGGACACAGGCGGUCGAGUCGUGCCUCACAAGAUGCGAUUCGUGCGUGAGGAACUGGCACCGACACCGCCAGCCCUACAUCCACGGCCUACACCUCGAGCCAGACAAGGUUGAAUACAUGCGGAAGAUGCUGGCUGAAUUCGACCGGCGACGCAUAGACCGGGGUCUCAAGAGAGCCAGAGCAAUCCUCGAAAAGCACGGCCCUAUGUCGACGGCAAAGCUCGUCGAACACGAUAUGCAAGCUGUGCUGGCUCUCUUCGAGGCGCUUUGCAGCACCGAAUAUGUGACCCACCCGGACAGCCAAGAGGAUUUCAACUAUGUCUUCGAGCAAACACAGCAGAAGCGCGUCUUGAAAAUGCAGGGAGGCCUGAUACCCACAAUGACCUUCUUCCUCUUUGACGACUCCCCAUCUUCAUCCGCAUACCGAAAACGGUUCGCCGAGAGCGCCUGGGAGAAACGCGCUCCUGGGGCACUCACGGAUCAGGAAUGGGACUGGGCCAUCUGUCCCCAUCUGACCAGUGCAAUCUGGAGGGUAUCCCUUGCGAGAGGAAUGCCAUCGCCGGACAGGAUCUGCAACUUCUGGCGAGCUUUCUCCUUGAUGCUCCGUUCCUUGAGCGAGAAGCAGAUCAUCAACUCGCUCCGGGCAAUGGAGGUGUCGCCAAGCGUCUACUUUCUUGCACUCGAGCAUUUGGCCACAGAUUCUGUCGAAGCCUUGGCUGUGGUUUUGCAAGGACUUCGAGAGCUCAUGGAGAAGUCGCCGACUGCGUUCUGGGGGGCGUUCGACCAAGUCACCCCUAGCCAGCUUGUCGAGGAGGUCUUCAAGAGCCCCGCAUUCCGUCGCUUCCUGAACAGGUCACUGACGCCAGAGAUGAUGGUCACGGAAGGGGAAAAUCAAGUGCCAGCUGUGGCAGCGUGGAUGAGGGCACUAAUCCGCUCUUUGCCUUCAAUCCAGCGGUCCGACGUGUGCGAAUCACUUCUGCGCCAUCUGUUUGACACCUUCCGUAAGGACCCGACUGCCGACCGUGCCGCCAGCGCGGCCUGCACUCUCGCAGGCUUGGCUACCCUCAGCGAGUCCCUCGACGGCUACCUACAAGAAACUCUGUUCGAUACCGGGACCGCACUCAUCAUGGUUAACCAGUUGCUCAACCGCGUCGUUCAGUAUAGCGAUGUCAUCAUCACUGCGGCUGGACUCAAACCCGGCGAAACAUUCAAUGUGGGUAUCUCCCAGGCUGCCAUGGCUAUCAUUCACUCUGCACUUGCGCUGGAUGCCAGAGCUACUGAGAUCGAGUGGGAAGCUUUAACCAAAGGGAUCCCAGUACAAGAUGCCGUGAACCGGGACUCUGGGGCGCUCUGGGAAUCCUUCCUGGAGAUGCUCUGGUAUCAGCAGCUCGGCCAUGUCGAGUUGGCCAAGGCCAUGCUGAUGGCUACCCUGCGACUCAGAAACAUUGAGCAGUUCAUUCCGAAGCGUAAAGAACAACUCAAGCAGGAGCAGCAGAAAUUCAAUCAACGCUACCAGCAACAAACAACGGCAAUUGGGAAGAUGCUUGGCCGGCUAUCUGAUUUCAAGCAGGAGGACCUCGUCAAGUUCUGCUCGGAGCGCCAGAGCCCAACUAUCCACCCCAUCGUAUCAACACUUAUCCACGGUGAAGAGUCGAUUCGGGAAGCCGGCUUUGAGUUGGCCAAGGCCAUCACAGGUGAGACCGUGCCCUCGGAGGCAGUGGGCAAGAUGGCAGAGGACUAUCUCAGUCCCUUCCUGGACGCCUUCUCGGAAGCAGUGAACCAAAUCACUGCUAAAAAUGACGCCCGCAGCCCCUGGAGCCAUAUGCUCCCAACCCUGAAGUGUAUUGAGUUCGCCCUGAACGGCCUUUGCGACCCUUCCGUAGGUCAGCUGCGGCGUAGAGCUCUCACCCCAGAAGAGCACGCUUCUGUCAAGCGUUGGUGGGAGUGUGUGUGGCGGACCAUCGACCACUCAUUUAGGAUGAUGAGGAUAUGGCAUGAGAGAGUCGACAAGAAAAUCAUGGAGGACUUCUGCCGAGACGUCAUGGAGCUGGCCAACAAGCUGCUAGCCCAAGACGGAGUCAUGGCUUCUGCUCUUAGCCAGUAUAGCGGCGAUCGUACUUCUCACACGAAUGGUGACCCUCUAGCAAAAGCCAUGAGGAGCGUCCUGGAGCCACCCAGGAAGUACUCGUUUUCCCUCGCGGAUAUGCUGCAGCUCAGAGACAAAUACCUGAUCAUGGGGAUCGCUGAGGUGAUCAAGAAGCUCGUUGCGAGGCUUAAAGAGAACGACAUGGAGUUGCCGCAGAGGACGCUUGCGAACCUUGGCAACAUGCUCAAGCGGAGGAAGCUCCCUGAUGGGAGAGUGGACUAUGUGCAGAAGACGAACCUGACGAACGAGCAGCGCAUUGAACUGCUCAAGGCUCUUGGGGAGGACGCCGUGAUCGAGGAGCAGUUCAUGAACAUGAGCAUCAAGUCCGGGGAGAAGGAGCGGUCCAUGAGACAGAGCAAGAUUGACUUCUCCAAAGGAGCUAUCAAGGACCGGGUCGCCGAGAUUACUCCCAACUUCGAAAAACGCGCGUCCUCCCUUCUGUCGAAACUGAAAGAGGAGGGAGGGACACCCAAGCAGCCCACCAAGCUCAGCGAGAAAGCUGUCCUCGCAAAUCAGACAUCCAUCAAAGAGGCCCGGGCCCGGGAGAGGGCUGAAAAGGCGAAAAGGGAUGCCGAAGCCAUUGCCAAAGCGAGGGCCCUGCGCACCCCCAAGAUCGUGCCCGGUGAGGGUUCCGGUCUCCAAGGCAUCACUGGUGUUCGGGGCAAGGAUCAUGCCCCGGUCGUCGCCAAAGACGAGAUCAUGGUUGGCUCAUCGUCGGAGGAGGAAGACGAGUCUGACGACGAGUUGAUAGCAUUGAGAGCCAAGGCUAAAGCUGGAAACAAGACCCUGAACGAGGACGAGCGCCGACGGCUACUCAUGUUGGCCGAGAAGAGGGGACCUGUGAAGAAGGUCAAACUCCAGCGGUCGGCAAAGGAUAUGCGAGCGCGUCUGAUUCCGCCGAUGGAUGUGCUACACCAGGCCAUUCUGGAGUGGGACAUCUUCCACGAGGGUAACGAUCCUCCGAACGGAUACCGCUGCGACCGCGUUUCCGACACCUACACCGACCCCUACAGCUACAAGCAGACGUUCUUUCCUCUGCUCAUCAAUGAGGCUUGGCGUUCCUUCGUCACAGCUAAGGACGAGGCGACGUCCAGACCAUUUGGCAUCAAAGUACUCAGCCGCAUGACGGUCGACAAGUUCAUGGAAGUAACGGCAUCGGUUCCCGUCCAGGUCAACAAGGACCGAGGUCUGUCGGAGGGAGACAUUGUCAUCGUUUCAAAAGGGGAGGACCCUCUCAACCAACCGGCUGAGUUGCAUUGCCUCUCGCGGAUCUGGAAGACCACUUACAAGAAGGACACGGUGGAAGUUGUCUACCGCCUCAACUCCAAGGGAAACCAGAUUCUUCCGGCCCUUCUUCCGGGUGCCGAGUUCCACGUUGUCAAGAUCACCAACAUGACGACCAUUGAACGCGAGUAUGCAGCACUGGAAAGUCUGCAGUACUACGAUCUAAUGGACGAAGUCCUCAAGGCGCAGCCCUCUCCGAUGCUGACCUUUGGUGACGAGGCGGUCAGGGGAGUCAUGAACAAUUACCAACUCAAUCCUGGUCAGGCGCGGGCUAUCCUGAACGCCAAAGAGAACGAUGGCUUCACCCUGAUCCAAGGCCCACCGGGGACGGGCAAGACCAAGACCAUUGUCGCCAUGGUUGGCUGCCUUCUGACCGGUGUCCUCAAGCCAUCUCACGGGGCGGUGUCGUUGGCGAGGCCUGGGUCCAACGGACAGGUGCCGUCGAAGAAAUUGCUGGUCUGCGCUCCCAGCAACGCUGCUGUGGACGAAUUGGUGUUGCGGUUGAAGGCCGGCGUCAAAACGAUGAACGGGGUAUCGCACAAGAUCGAGGUCAUCCGUCUGGGCCGUAGUGACGCGAUCAAUGCCGCAGUCAAAGAUGUCACGCUUGAUGAACUAGUCAAGGCCAAGAUGGACGCUGAAAUCAACAACAGCGGCCCCAGUGACCGCGAGAAGCUGCAUCAAGAAGCCGGCGCGCUCAAGGAGAAGAUUGCGGAGCUGCGGCCCCAGCUUGAGGCAGCUCGAGCAAACAAUGAUCGCACCUUCACCAUGAAGUUGCAACGGGAGUUUGACGAGUUGAAACGCCGUCAAGCUCACAUCGGCGCGCAGAUUGACGCCAACAAGACCAACGGAAACACGUUUGCGCGCGAGGUGGAGAUCAAGCGGCGCCAAAUCCAGCAAGAGAUCCUUGACAGGGCUCAGGUUUUGUGCGCUACAUUGAGCGGCAGCGGACAUGAGAUGUUCAAGAAUCUCAAUGUUGAAUUCGAGACGGUCAUCAUCGAUGAGGCUGCGCAGUGCGUGGAGCUGAGCGCCCUCAUUCCGCUGAAGUACGGCUGCUCUAAGUGCAUUCUUGUCGGAGAUCCGAAGCAGCUGCCUCCGACUGUCCUGUCGCAGUCAGCGGCGAGAUAUGGCUACGAUCAGAGUUUGUUUGUGCGAAUGUACAAGAACCACGCUAAGGACGUUCAUUUACUCGACAUGCAGUAUCGUAUGCACCCGGACAUCAGCAAGUUCCCCAGCAAGGAAUUCUACGAGGGCCUGCUCCAAGAUGGCGCCGAUAUGGGAACGCUCCGCUUGCAGCCCUGGCACGAGAGCGUCCUGCUUGGGCCUUAUCGGUUCUUCGAUGUCAGGGGUUCGCAGGAGCGCGGGCCCAAGAACCAGUCCCUGGUCAACGAGGAAGAGCUCAAGGUCGCAAUGCAGCUGUAUCGUCGGUUCCGCACAGAUUACAGCAACGUUGACUUGAAGGGCAAGAUCGGCAUCAUCACUCCGUAUAAAGCGCAGCUGUUCCGGCUCCGGCAGCGGUUCACUGAGCAGUACGGGGAGGGGAUCACUGAGGAGAUUGAGUUCAACACGACGGACGCCUUCCAGGGCCGCGAGUGUGAGAUCAUCAUCUUCUCGUGUGUUCGGGCCAGUCCGACUGGCGGUAUCGGUUUCAUGACGGAUAUUCGACGUAUGAACGUCGGCCUCACUCGCGCCAAGUCGUCGUUAUGGAUCCUUGGCGAUUCCCGCGCGCUGAUGCAAGGCGAGUUCUGGGCCAAGCUUAUCGAGGAUGCGAAGCAGCGUGGCCGCUAUACCGGCGGUAACAUCAUGGCGCUGCUGAGCAAACCGGGUCCAAAGGUGCCACUGACGUCCCUCGUUGCUCCAUCCUCUGGUUCAAUGCAGCGGGCAGACCCCAUGCAAGGGGACAAUGAUGUGGUCAUGACGGAGGCACCCGAAAUUUCCCGGCAAGAACCCUAUCUGAGCAACACGCCGGCACAGCAGACAGCGCCCCCGACAGGAGGGGAUGGCCACGAGGAAUCGACAGCUCCUCCGCCCGUCCCCUACCGAGGUACAGGUAUCGGCGGCCUCAACGAGAGGGGAGAGGCCACCUCGAUCUUGCCGAGGGGUGGAGGUGCGCCCGUCAUCCAGUCUACGACUGGAUCUGCAGGGAAGAAGCGGCCACGCGACAACAACGACGACAGUCGCCCGAGCGCAAAGAAGAUACACCAUACCACCCCCCCUGUCAAACAGAAACAACCGAAACCGCCAAGCGAUCCCUCGGCGAUGGAGGUGUUGGGGUUGGUUGCUCCCGAGCGGCCGCCUGCUCGGCCGUUCCAACCCCCUCAACCGCAUGUCCGACCGCCCGGUAACUCUCAGCCCAGUGCGGGUCACAAUGCGCCAAAGGGACCGAUGGUGAUGCCGAAGCGGUCAAAUGCAGCAGACCCGUUCAUCCGACGGAAGCCGGGAAGGCGUUAA
This is a messenger RNA of Parathielavia appendiculata, 6144 nucleotides long. RefSeq lists its product as uncharacterized. The record is from RefSeq and is a predicted model, not a curated record. The transcript has 4 exons. Gene Ontology annotation, molecular function: transcription termination site sequence-specific DNA binding; helicase activity. Gene Ontology annotation, biological process: termination of RNA polymerase II transcription. Gene Ontology annotation, cellular component: nuclear body. Bases 1 to 6144 code for a protein of 2047 amino acids. NCBI's taxonomy places the organism in Eukaryota, Fungi, Ascomycota, Sordariomycetes, Sordariales, Chaetomiaceae.